This is a messenger RNA of Pelodiscus sinensis (Chinese soft-shelled turtle), 1442 nucleotides long. The record is from RefSeq and is a predicted model, not a curated record. NCBI's taxonomy places the organism in Eukaryota, Metazoa, Chordata, Testudines, Trionychidae.
GCCCAGACCCGGCCUGGUCCACCACAUGCAGCUGGUCCUGUUGGCAUAUGCCAAUGACGUGCUCCUCGUGAUCCAGGACCCAGGUGAACUGGUCAGAUGGAGGCCUGCCAAGCCGUCUACUUGGCGGCCUCCUCCGCCCAGGUCAACUGGGUCGAGAGCUCGGGCCUGGUGGUCGGGGACGGGUGGCAGGCAGGCUCCCUCCCACCCACACUUCAGGCCAUCAGGUGGAGCACGGGUCUGCUGCUCUAUCUGGGCAUCUUUCUAUCCACCAUGCAUCCCUCCCCGCUGGAGAACAGGAAGGGUUUGGAGGCCAGGGUGGGUGAGCGGCUACAGAGAUGGGGAAGACUGCUCCAGUUUCUCUCCCUGCGGGAGGGCUGGUGCUGAACCAACUGGUCCUGUACAUGCUCUGGCACCAGCUCAACACCCUGCGCCCAGCCCCAGUGUCCUGGCCAAGCUCCAGAGGCCAGCCCUGGAGCUCUCCUGGUCAGAACUGCGCUGGGUCUCCGCAGGGGUCCUGUGUCUCCCCCGGAGGAGAGGGCCAGGGCCUGGUCUGCAUGUGCAGCCAGGUGUGGACCUCGCACCUCCAGGCCCCGCAGACUCCUGGAUGGUGCAGGGAAUCUGGCAUGGAGUGCGUUGGUGCGCCUUCCUCCGCCACCUCCGAGGCCCUGCAGAGACUCCUGGAUGGUGCAGGGAAUCUGGCAUGGAGUGCGUUGGUGCGCCUUCCUCCGCCACCUCCAGGCCCUGCAGAGACUCCUGGAUGGUGCAGGGAAUCUGGCAUGGAGCGCGUUGGUGCGCCUUCCUCCGCCACCUCCGAGGCCCUGCAGAGACUCCUGGAUGGUGCAGGGAAUCUGGCAUGGAGCGCGUUGGUGCGCCCUCCUCCGCCACCUCCAGGCCCUGCAGACUCCUGGAUGGUGCAGGGAAUCUGGCAUGGAGCGCGUUGGUGCGCCUUCCUCCGCCACCUCCAGGCCCCGCAGAGACUCCUGGAUGGGGCAGGGAAUCUGGCAUGGAGCGCGUUGGUGCGCCUUCCUCCGCCACCUCCAGGCCCUGCAGACUCCUGGAUGGUGCAGGGAAUCCGGCAUGGAGCGCGUUGGUGCGCCUUCCUCCGCCACCUCCAGGCCCCGCAGACUCCUGGAUGGUGCAGGGAAUCUGGCAUGGAGCGCGUUGGUGCGCCUUCCUCCGCCACCUCCAGGCCCUGCAGACUCCUGGAUGGUGCAGGGAAUCCGGCAUGGAGCGCGUUGGUGCGCCUUCCUCCGCCACCUCCAGGCCCCGAUCCGACCGGCAGCCCUUUUCCUCCACCCCAGGGCCUCUGCGAGACUCCUCCAGACCGGGAAGCUGUUCUCGGCGACCCGGUCCCAGGGAGCAGACCUCCUCGUGGGGCCCCUGCGCCACAACCCAGCCGUGUGCGUGCAGGCGGCGGGGUCUCCCGCGGAGCCGGAGGCUGA